Procambarus clarkii (red swamp crayfish) is the source of this 904-nucleotide messenger RNA. RefSeq names its product four-domain proteases inhibitor. Gene Ontology annotation, biological process: multicellular organism development; cell differentiation. Lineage: Eukaryota; Metazoa; Arthropoda; Malacostraca; Decapoda; Cambaridae. The record is from RefSeq and is a predicted model, not a curated record. Gene Ontology annotation, molecular function: protein binding.
CAGCAUAGUAACUCCUGCUCAACACCUCUACUCCAGUCUUCAUUUACUCACGUUGUGUGGAGACAAGAUGGCGCCCCGUGCUACUCAACUGCUGGCGGUGAUGCUGGUGGUGCUCGUCGCCCAAGCGCAAUCUCAAUAUACAGGUUGUAAAAAGGGAUGCCCAAAGAACAUUGAUCCAGUGUGUGGCAGCGAUGGGGUCACCUACAGCAAUCUCUGCUUAUUAGAGAAUGCUCAAUGUGACGAUCCAACCCUCAGUCUCCAGUAUGACGGCCCUUGUAAAGAGGAAAAAUGUCCGAAUGGUUGUAAUAAGAAACUUGACCCUGUGUGUGGUUCUGACGGCAACACCUACGGCAACCUGUGCCUGUUGAAGAUCGCUAUCUGUGAAGACCCGACCAUCUCCCUGGCCUACAAGGGUGAAUGCAGAGAUUGAUUUUGAAGGAACCACCGGUCUGCUACCACUGUUGACCUGACUUCAAUCGUGGAUUUUGAAAAAUAGAUACUACAUAUGGAUUUUUACGAAUAGAUACUAUAUCUAGAUUUUGAAGAAUAGAUGCUAUAUGUAGAUUUUGAAGAAUAUAUGUUCUAUCUAGAUUCUGAAGAAUACAUAUCAUAUUCAGAUUUUAAAGAAUAGAUUCCAUAUCUAGAUUUGAAAGAUCAAAUAACAUAAAUAAUUAAUUUUUACUAUAGGUAUGGUAUUAAUGUUAAUCUAGUUUAACCUAAAACUGAGGACAAUGAAUCUCUAAAUACCACUCUCUAAAGACAUUAGGCUUUCAUAUUGCUGAAUUUUUGAAGGUCCAAACAGUUUCAAUUAUUCUGUCUAAACCUAAAAUCUUUUAAAACAAAAUGUAUAUUGAUAAUUACAGUAUCUAAGUGAUGGACCCAAUAAUAAAGUUCAAUAAUCCUU